Musa acuminata AAA Group (dessert banana) is the source of this 1923-nucleotide messenger RNA. RefSeq names its product probable serine/threonine-protein kinase PBL17. The transcript is spliced from 6 exons. Gene Ontology annotation, molecular function: ATP binding; protein kinase activity. Gene Ontology annotation, biological process: protein phosphorylation. The record is from RefSeq and is a predicted model, not a curated record. NCBI's taxonomy places the organism in Eukaryota, Viridiplantae, Streptophyta, Magnoliopsida, Zingiberales, Musaceae. The coding region runs from base 367 to 1833 and encodes 488 amino acids.
CGCGCGCGUACCGGUGAGAAACCAAGCAAGGUAGGCCCCAGUUCGGGAAUCACAAUGCUUUUGACCGAAUCAAGCCGGUGUUGUGGCGACGAAGGGCGGGUAGCGCCGCGAAACGUACACGCGCGUGUACGUUUAGGAUCUGCCAUCUCGGUGGAGAUAAAAUGACGCCGAAGUGCCUCGUCUCGCCUCUCUUCGCUUCCCUUCGCUCUUGCGCCCGGCGAUUCGAAGGGCUCGAAGCCCCUCCGGGGGGCACAUCGGGCCCGCCUCCGCCGCCAGGUCCCUCUUCGGUCCAUCAGAUCAAGGGGGGGGAGUGGGAAGAGGGGAGAAAUGGACGGACGGCGCUGACGUCCUCUCUCCGUCUCCUUCAUGGGGAACUGCGUUUCGUUGAGAGGCCCCCUUCCGGUGUCAGGGGAAGAGACGUUCGCAAAUGGCACCAGCGAUGCUGCGAGGCAGCCUCCGAUACGAGAUGCUAUAGACCUUCAAGAGAUCGCCGGCUAUAGCAAUCUCCACACGUUUACAUAUGGUGAAUUGAGGCUGGCUACUGAUAACUUCCGUCCAGAUAAAAUACUUGGUCAGGGAGGGUUUGGCCUCGUCUAUAAAGGUGCUAUAGAUGACAAUGUCAGACCUGGUCUUGAGUACACUCUAGUUGCUGUUAAAGAGCUUAAUCCACGGGGAUUCCAAGGGCACAAGGAAUGGCUGGCAGAGGUGAACUAUCUGGGGCUGUUGAGCCAUCCAAACCUUGUGAAGCUUAUUGGCUACUGCUGUGAGGAUGAACAUAGGUUGCUAGUUUACGAGUACAUGGCCUAUGGGAGCCUAGAAAAGCACCUUUUCAGAAGGUCAUGUGCUACCUUGCCAUGGUUGACUCGGAUGAAGAUUGCUCUGGAUACUGCAAAAGGGCUUGCUUUUCUUCAUGGAGCUGAAAGACCCAUCAUCUAUCGUGAUUUUAAGGCAUCAAACAUCCUGAUUGAUGCGGAGUAUAAUGGAAAGCUAUCAGACUUCGGCCUCGCAAAGGAAGGGCCCAUGGGAGAGCAAACACAUGUUUCCACCAGGGUCAUGGGUACUUAUGGUUAUACAGCUCCGGAGUAUAUAUUGACUGGCCAUCUGACUUCGAAAAGUGAUGUUUAUGGCUUCGGAGUUGUGCUGCUGGAGAUGCUCAUCGGCCGAAAGGCGAUGGACCCCAGCAAGCGAAGCCGACAACACGAUCUAGUCAAGUGGGCCCGUCCGCUGCUUGUCCGCAGCAGGAAGUUGCUAAAGAUCAUUGACCCGAGACUGGAAGGUCAGUACUCAAACAAGGAUGUGGAGAGGGUGGCCAGAUUGGCAUACGAUUGCCUGAACCAGAACCCCAAGAUGAGGCCUGUCAUGAGCGAGGUGGUCGACGUCCUCCAAGCCAUGCUCAGGAAGGAAGAAACCAUCCUGCCUCACAGCCCUGAAGCUGCUAUGGCCCCUCCUGAGGUUGGCUCUGCAGUGGGGGAGCAAAGAGAAGCUGUUGGACAUAGAAAAGGUGAUGUGGCCCUUCCUCAGGUUGGCCAGGAAGAUGUGGAUGGCUCUGCAGUUGAAGAGGAGAAAGGAGAAGCUGUUGGACAUGGAAAAAGCGAGGUUGGCAACGAAGAUGUGGGUGGCUUUGGAGUGGAAGAGCAAAGCGAAGCUGUUGGCAAGGAAACUGUGAAUGGCGCUGCAGUGGAAGAGCAAGGAGAAGCUGUCGGACAACUUAAAGGCAAUGAUGAUGGGCACCAACAUCAUGAAGAUUACAGCGGCCCCCAGGCAGAGAACCGAAAUGAACUCAAUGGUUCACUGCAUAAAUUUUCCCAAGAGAUCCAAGUCAUCUAUUGUUGAGGGUGCAGUGUGAAGUUGAUUGUGACAUUAAUUGGAGCCCAACAUGUUUGAUUUUUUAUUGGUUAAUGAUUGAGUGAUUCAUUUGUUCAA